Messenger RNA from Cajanus cajan (pigeon pea), 1122 nucleotides. NCBI's taxonomy places the organism in Eukaryota, Viridiplantae, Streptophyta, Magnoliopsida, Fabales, Fabaceae. The record is from RefSeq and is a predicted model, not a curated record.
AUGCGAGAGCCGAGAGAGAGAGAGAGAGAGAGAAAGAAACAUAAUUCACCACAAAAACAAAGGAUAGAACAUAGAAGAAGAAGAAGAAAAUUAAAAAAAAAGGGUUGAUUUUUGAGCGGAAAACAGAGAGAAAAAGGUGAAAGGGAAAGAAAAUGGCGUUGUACCUGGACGAAGAAGAGGUGUGGAAGUGUCCGAAGCAUCCAUCCAAGCGACGAAGAAGUGGAAUUUGCCCUAUCUGUCUUCGCGACCGUCUCGUUACUCUCUGCCCUGACUGUGCUAACGUGCGCCCCUGUUCCUGCUACGCCACCAGCUCCUCCUCCUCCUCCUCAUCCUCCUCCUCCUUCUCUAGAUUUUCCGUCGCCGGCGACGCCGUCGGCCGCGUCCACAACCUCAUCGAGCAGGAGCCAGGCCUCCGCCGCUCGCGCUCCAUGGCGAUUCCGUUUCUCCGCUCGCGCUCGCGCUUCUCCGGCGGCGGCGCUUCGGAUCUCGACAGCGCGAGGGACUCGCCGGCGCUUAACGGAAGCAGGUCGGCGAGGUCGUUCUGGUCAAUGUUCAAGUCGCAGAAGAGCGGCAGAGGCGGCGCGCCGGAGCAGGAGAAGAUAUUGGCGGAGGAGUGCGACGGCGAGGCGAGCGUGAAGCCGGUGAUGGCGAGGUCGAGGUCGGUGGCGGUGACGGCGGUUUCCGGCGACGGGGAAUUGAGACCGCGGACGAAGGGGAGAGGGUGGUUCUUUCCGAGCCCGAUGAAGGCUUUCCGGCAUAACAAGGUUUCUAAAGUGGUUCAGGAGCGUUCUCCUUUGUAUAGAGGUUGAAAUUUUGUAGAUUAAUUAUAAAAUAUUAAUAAUAAUGAUAAUAAUAAUAACCACAAAUACUUUAUAUCAAUAUUAACCAUAAAUAUUAAAAUUCUCUUUUGUUUCAGUAUGGUCCUGAUUAUAUAAUCUUCAUCGUGAUCGAUCCUAGUGCGUUAUGCUUUGGCUGGGAAUGUUGAAUUUGCAAUACAAAUACAAAUUACAAUGACAGAAAGUGUAUUAUUAUUGUUAUUGUUUAGCUUGUAUGUAAAUCUCAUACGAUUUAUGAAUUUUAGUGAAUUAAUGUUCGUCGGAGAUUAUGCACUCCGUUGGGAAA